Messenger RNA from Choloepus didactylus (southern two-toed sloth), 5196 nucleotides. It is a transcript of the gene ABHD15, whose product is annotated as abhydrolase domain containing 15. The transcript is spliced from 3 exons. The record is from RefSeq and is a predicted model, not a curated record. Gene Ontology annotation, molecular function: short-chain carboxylesterase activity; monoacylglycerol lipase activity. Lineage: Eukaryota; Metazoa; Chordata; Mammalia; Pilosa; Megalonychidae. Bases 154 to 1710 code for a protein of 518 amino acids.
CCAAUCCGGAGCUCGCCCCUCAGCGCGGGAGGGCCCUGGGCGGCCGCCGACGACCGGGCGGAGCCGGGGGCAGAACUCAGAGCUCUCCGAAGGGACGGUCCCGCCGCCUGCCGCCCGCUGCCCGCCGCCCGCCGGGGGCUCUCCUGCCUCGCCAUGCCACCGUGGGGCGCCGCCCUCGCCCUGCUCUUGGCCGCGCUCGCCCUGCUUGGCCUGCUGGCCCCGCGUCUGCGACGCUCCGGCAGGCGCGCCGUCGGAGUAAAGACCCUGCCGGGGGCACGGGGCCAGGACGACGACGAGGAGGUGGACGGUGGAGGCCCCACGGACCAGUUCAGCGACGGGCGGGAGCCGCUGCCCGGUGGAUGCUGUCUCAUCUGCAAGCCGUCGGCGCUGGCCCAGUGUCUGCUGCGCGCCCUGCGGCGCUCGGCGGCCCUGAAGCCAGGCCCGCGCUCCUGGCUCUCCGGACCCCACCUGCAGACCCUUUGCCACUUCAUUCUGCCCGUGGGGCCGGGACCUGAGCUGGCCCGGGAGUACCUGCAGUUGGCGGACGACGGGCUGGUGGCGCUGGACUGGGUGGUGGGACCUUGCACCCGGGGCCGUCGGGUCACCAACGCCGGGGGCCUUCCGGCGGUGCUGCUGGUAAUCCCCAAUGCGUGGGGGCGCCUGACCCGCAACGUGCUGGGUCUCUGCAUGCUCGCCCUGGAGCGCGGCUACUACCCGGUCAUCUUUCACCGCCGCGGCCACUACGGCUGCCCGCUGGUCAGCCCCCGACUGCAGUCUUUUGGAGACCCGUCCGACCUCAAGGAGGCGGUCACUUAUAUUCGCUUCCGACACCCGGCGGCCCCUCUGUUCGCGGUGAGCGAGGGCUCGGGCUCGGCACUGCUGCUCUCCUACCUGGGCGAGUGCGGCUCCUCCAGCUACGUGACGGGCGCCGCCUGCGUCUCGCCGGUACUACGCUGCCGCGAGUGGUUCGAGGCCGGCCUGCCCUGGCCCUACGAGCGAGGCUUUCUGCUCCAGCAGAAGAUCGCCCUCGGCAGGGCAAACCCUACAACAGAGGAAACGCUGCCAUGGCAACCCAGAGCCCACUCAGUGCAGGGGCAACAUGCUGUCAUCUGGCUUAAUUGCCAUAGUUUCCAUCCCAAAAUGGCCACUACCAACGCUGACCUGGGCACCAGCUGGAGGUUAAGGUAUGCCACGGCCCUAGAGGAGACCGUGGACACGGACAAACUGUUCAGGAGCCACUCCCUACGAGAGUUUGAGGAGACCCUCUUCUGCCACACCAAGAGCUUCCCCCUUAGCUGGGACACCUACUGGGACCGCAACGACCCGCUCCGGGACGUGGACGAGGUGGCCGUGCCCGUGCUGUGUAUCUGCAGUGCCGACGACCCUGUGUGUGGGCCCCCAGACCACACUCUGCCCACGGAACUCUUCCACAGCAACCCCUACUUCUUCCUCCUGCUCAGUCGCCACGGAGGCCACUGCGGCUUCCUGCGCCACCAGCCCUUGCCUGCCUGGAGCCACGAGGUCAUCUUGGAGAACUUCCGGGCCUUGGCUGAGUUCUUCCGGACAGAAGAGAGGAUGAAAGGGCUGAGCAGGCGCCGAGCUUCAUUCUUGGGGGGCCGACGUCGGUGGGGACCCCUGCAGAAACGGGAGGUUUCUCCCUCUUCCAAUCUGGAGGGGAUCUUUAACUGGAAGCGAUCAUAUACAAGGUGAGAGUUGGCCUGAGCACCCAAUCCCGUAAAGAAGAACAGAGCUGGGCAGCAGUGAGUCCCAAAAAGAUGGAGAAGACGGCUCCAUUUCUUUGUUCCUGAUUCAGCCCCCUCUAUCCUAAACCGGUCUGUGGAAAGUGAUGGAACUUCCAGCCAGCCAAGGCGGAUUUAUUCAGAGCAGAGCUCCUGCCCACCACAUCCUUGCUCAGUCUGCUCAGCAGUGACUGGCAGCCCGGUCACUGUCUGCUGUCACCAAUCUCAUAAGCCAGAGAAUAGUACUGUUGAAGUCCAUGGACUCACUACCAGGGAAGAUGAGUGUAUGCAUCACUAGGCAGCUCUGUGACCCUGAUUCUCAAGCUGGAGCCACUUGAUGUAGUAAGGACAGGAUGUUUGUGUCUCGGUCCCACUUCCCUCGUUUCGCUCUGUGGUCGUGGCGCCCUGCUCUGACUUGCAUGCAUCAGCAGCAGGGACGCAGCUCACAGAGUUGCCUGGCUGUUUCAGUCUUGUGCGAGUGUGAGAAAGGCGGCAGGACAUGCAGUACUGAGCCUGGGUGGAGACGGCUGACGAGGGAGCGUGAAUCUCUGGAAUAUCACAAUCUGGUUCCUUCAGAGAAGCUCUGCAAGCUCAGUUGGGAAGGGGGCUGAUCCAGCCUUGGGCCAAGGACCUCAGGCCUCCCUGGAGAGAUCCCAGGGUGAUUUUAGGCAUAGGAAGUCCUCUUACGCAGGGCCCUGCUAUACUGUGGCUCAACAAACCAGACUGACUCCCAGGCACUGUAGAUGUUCCUUCCAGUACUGUUUCAGGGGAUUACUCUGGAGAGCCUGGCCAGAACUGUUUUUCUGCUGGGGUAUGGGCCUUCUCUAAGUCGGUGAAAAAUACAAACCUCAUAACUUGGGUGUUUUCUGGUUAGUUACUGUCUUUUCUGACAAUACUACUAGCCUCUCCCUUUCCAGAGUCAGAAGGGACAUCUGGGACCAGAGAAAACAAAAGCACCAAAAGGUUGGCUAGAGCCAACUCGGUGAUUUAUGAAUAUUUCAAGUUACCAUGUUUUUUCUGCUCGAUUAUUCAAAAGGCCAUCCAUGUAGAUGCAGACAAGCUCUUUUUCUGGAUCUGGCCACUCAGCAUCUGAGUGGGUGUUUGAUUUUAUGGGAAAUAAUGCUGAAGACCGGUAUAAAAUAAAGCAUAGUGUACAGAUUAAGCCACACAUCCUAUUUGGAUUAGGCCAUUAAUACAAUAGGACAUCCAUGUGACCAUGUUGCUAAGAUUCAGAAGCUUUGCCCUGAAGUAUUAUUUUAAUUUGACAUUGAGAAAGAGAGCACCUGUUUUGACAGGACUCUCCAUCCUGGCUUCACAAACAGUAGCAAAACAAUUUUAAGGAGAAAUGUUUACCAAAAGCCACAAGCCAAGACUUGGGAUGAGAUAUUCCUGGGGCUACGAUUUUAGGUUUGGACAGUCAUAUCCCAACCUUGUUCUUGUAGGUCAAAUAAGAAGAAACACUGAAUUAACUCCAAGACUAAAAUGAAAUACAGACAAUACACAGUUGCUUAAGGCAUAUUAUCCUGUUUUGAAAAAAUUAUCUCCCUUCUUCCUCACUUCUUGCUCCUCCUCUUCCACAUUCCUCAUCCAUCAUCCUUUUGCCAUUUCUGACCAGGAGAAAUAAAAAGGAAUGAAAUCUAAAUGAAGCUGUUCUGUGAACAACAUCCUUGGUAUAUGUCUUAGUGAGAGAAUUACUGGCCUCUGGCCAUCCACACAGAAUCCGGUACAGUGGGGACUGCAAUUAUUUAGGGUUCCCCCAUAUUUCUAGGACCACUCAGAACUGGUUGAAAAAUGGGAAGCAGCUCAGUGGUUUUUAAAACCCCCAGGGUUUAAAGAGCCCCUAAGGGCUAAAGUGGAUUGUUUCUCUAGGCCAGAUAGAGAUUGGUUCUUUAAGAUAGUCUCUUUUGGAGACAUAGUGAUUGGUUUUCCUUUCCCUUUUUAUAGGAAAGAAAGCUAGCCAGGGAGGGGAGUGUGUGUGUGUGUGUAGUAUAUAUAUUGUUGUAAUCUCAGUCUUAAAGCUCUCAUUAAGGUAGCAUAGCUCUAGUUCAGGCUCCAUCAAUUCCAUGGGACUAUGAACCCAAAGAACUGACCUAAAUCCUAAGAUCUUCUCCAUGUCCCUCACAUCAUUCCCUCAUGCCAGGUAUGUUCUUAGUUUAUCUCAGGAAACUGCUUCUCUCUUAUCUUGCCAUCACUGCUAGACAGCUAGGGCUGAAAAGCCCAUUAUUUGCUAAGAAAGUGUGGUACCUGUUCAAGCAGGUAAGGUUUGGUGACCCUAUCCUUCAGUUCAAAGAUGAAGAAUCACCCAGAAUGGCUCUGCUUUUGUAAAUAAUCAUGUGAAAGCAGUGGAGCAGCUCCAGGCAGUCUGUUCUGAGCAGAUGUGUGGCCCCUGAAGGAAAUGACAAGUUAGGAGUUUGAGGAAGCAACAAAACAAUAGAACCUAGGAAGUACCAUAGAAUUGGAGUUUUCCAGGUGGUGGCUCUUCAGUGAUCCUCUCACUUGCUUGCGUCCUUUUGGUCCCUUCAUUAUUGAUAAAAAAAAUCCUUCAGAUGGUAAGGGAAAACAAAAUGAUUUAAAGGAGGCAUCAUCUCAGAAGUAGAGACUGAGUCCUCUGUCCCCACCCAGUGGCUUGGAAAAUUCACAACCAGAUGGAUCAGAAUGUAGAAAGCAGACAACUGCCUCUGAAGGUUUCUUUGUGUUAGGUUCUUUGCAGUAAGCUAAUUCUCAUAAAGAUUUAGUGUUUUAUGUAUUUAUUCAUAGGUUUCCAGGGUAGCCUGACUAGAGAUUACAGUAUGAAAAACAAAGCACUAAAUCUUCCCUUUGAGGAGACAUCAUCUCUUUUGAGAGAAGAAAUCCUUUCUAAGACUUGAGACUUAAAAACUGUUAGAAAAGAGGUCUUGACACAGGAAGUAUCAUCUUGGCUUUAUAUAUAACCUCAAAACCACCCAAGAGUCAAAAGCUCCUCUGUAUUCCUCUUCCAUCCGGACCACGAGAUCCUCUGUCAGUCAGUAAUGCCACCGUAUCUUCCUUUAGAGAUGAAUUUUAGCUCUCCCUGCUUAAGCAAGCAGAUACACUUGGGCACUUUGGUGGACUUAGUGACAAUGCCAAUAAGGAAUAUUUGUGACUUUAAGGCCAAGCCACAAACACAUCAGAAAUUGUUUCUGCUAGUUAUCACAAUUGGCAGAGGUAACAUUGCUUUUAGGAAGGUUUGAGAAAUUAUAGAUAGGCAUCCAAGGUUGGAAGCAGUAAGCCCCAUAUCAUUGGUGGGAUUCAAGCUCUACUGCCACUUAGCAUGGAGAAAUGAGGGUGACUUCACCUGAGAGUCUCUGAAUUGAAAUAAAUACUGCUAAUAAGCUCAGUGGGUUAUAAAGACUUCUGGUUGGUUUAUGGGCUUGCUGAUCAGAAGACCACAGACUUGACCAGGAUUCUGGGAGUUGGGAGAUAUAAAGAUUUUAAUGAA